AUGGAUCGGCACUACAAAUGGAUCAACCGGCAGAUCACUAAUGCGGCUGAGUCUGGCGAUGUCACAUGGCUCUUCGACGUUAUAUUGGAGCACGUGAGCGAGAUGAAUUUGAUCAAUUGUUCCACCGCCCUGCACCGCAUCGCCAAGCUUGCGCUCGGGAGCAGCGUGCAGGAGCGCGGGCGGCUGGUGGAGCACGAGGCCAUUCGGCGCUUGCGCAGGCAGCUGGCGGGGCGCGUCAGCGAGAUGGCGGGCGACGACCACUGUAGGGAUGGACGCGGCGGCGAGUUGCAGUCCGAGAUGCGAUGCUUGAGCAUCAUCUGUUGGUCCUGCGCCACGAUGCGAAUUCGAGAGGAAAGUUUCUUCCAGCACGUGGCGGCCAUCUCUGGCGAGAGGCUCUCCGAGAUGAAGCCGUUCGAGCUGUCCAAUAUGCUCUGGGCGUUUGCCAAGCUCUCAUUCGGCCACGCAAGCAUCUUUGAGGGAUUGGCCCCCUACUUGUUGUGCCGCCGACCGGGGCAGAUCAGCCCGCAGUGCUUGUCGACGAUCGUUUGGGCCUUCGGCACGGCGAAAGUGCACCAUGUUGCCCUCUUCACCAGCGUUGCACUCGAGCUGUCGCAGCACGCUUCGAGCAUGGGCCCGCAGGGCAUCGCGAACACCGCCUGGGCGUUCGCGCGUGUGCGGCGCCAGGAGCUGCACCUCUUCCGCCUGCUUGCGGAGGCGACUGUUCAGGAGUCCGCGUUGUGGAACUUCAAGUCCCAAGAGUUGUCGAACAUCGUGUGGGCGUUUGCAACGGUUGGCCUGACGCACCCGCCCCUGUUCGAGAGCAUCCUGGAGGUCGCCGUGCAGCGCCGAGCGGAGCUCCCGCCGCAGAACAUCGCCAACAUGCUGUGGGCAUACGCGAAGCUCGGGGUGCCCUCCCGCUGGCGCCUGUUCCCGCCGCUGCUCGAGGUCACGGAGCAGAACCUCGAGGCGUACAAGCCCCAGGAGGUGUCGGCCAUAUUGUGGGCCGUGGCCCGCGAGGUGGGUUGCAGCCCCUCGUGCCGGCGGUUCUUCCUUGCGGUGCCCCGCCACUUCGAGGGCCGCCUGCAGGAGUUCACCUCGCAGGGUCUGGCGUGCAUGGUGGAGGCCUACACGCUCGCGGAGGUGGAUGGCCUCAGCUUCUUCGACGGCAUCCUGAGGGAGAGCAUGAAUCAGCUGGACAGCUUCCAGCCGCCAUCACUCUGCACCCUCUUUCGCGGGGUCGCUAUCAAGGCCAGACGCGAGCUCGCCGGAAAGGAUUCCGCGCAAACACCGGACCAUGUCAGGACCAUAUCUGACCACAUCGCCGCCAGGCUGCCCGAGAUGCAGCGGCACAACAUUGUGCACCUGGCCCAGAGCCUGGACCUUCUCCCCGCGCACGCGCAAGUGACAAGCGCCGCGAAGCUCUGGGAGAGCAGCACCCUCCUGGCCGUCCAGCACCUUCAGGGUGAACUCUGCGAGCCCAUGGGCCCGACGUUGCUUCCCGACCCGCAGCACGGCUCAGGCCCAGAAAGCAACGACGUCCCCUCGCCCCCCAAGGGCCGCCAUACCAGCGGGCUGGGGCUCGGCGGGCAACGGCAGCUCCAGCGUCGGGGACUUCAGCCAGGCCCGCAGUCGCUGCAGCCGCAGCCGCCCCCGUGCGCGGAGGUGCCGUGGCCAGUGCCCCUAAACGGAAAGAGGCCGACCAGGGACGCCCUCGACGUAUCCGCCGCGCUGGCCGCACACCGGGGCCGCCGUGACGCCGACGAGGUGCCAGCGGACCUGCUGCCUCGCAGCUGCCCGGCGCCCAACAAGCACGGGAUCAUCGGGCCAGCGCAGGCGCUGCAGGCGAGCCAGGGCAGGGCGGCGACCGUCUGGGACCUCCACAGCUUCUGGAGCCUCGGAAGUCCAGCAGACGAGCUCGCCUCCCCCUACUAUUCUGAGCACGCGGACCAAUAG
Prorocentrum cordatum is the source of this 1953-nucleotide messenger RNA. The record is from the annotation of a GenBank genome assembly. Lineage: Eukaryota; Dinophyceae; Prorocentrales; Prorocentraceae.